Messenger RNA from Suncus etruscus (white-toothed pygmy shrew), 2296 nucleotides. It is a transcript of the gene SLC46A3, whose product is annotated as solute carrier family 46 member 3. Gene Ontology annotation, biological process: vacuolar transmembrane transport. The record is from RefSeq and is a predicted model, not a curated record. The transcript has 6 exons. Bases 421 to 1806 code for a protein of 461 amino acids. NCBI's taxonomy places the organism in Eukaryota, Metazoa, Chordata, Mammalia, Eulipotyphla, Soricidae. Gene Ontology annotation, cellular component: lysosomal membrane. Gene Ontology annotation, molecular function: transmembrane transporter activity.
ACCCCGGCGGGUCGAGGGGCCGAGUCUAGGCGGGUGCAGGCCGGACCGCGGAGACUGGAACAGAAAGACUCGACCUUGCAAUUAGCCCACCAGGCUGGACGCAGACGCCUAGAGCUCGCUGGGACCGGGAGCGCCGGGUCUCGACGAAGCAAUAGUGGGGUUGCGCGGCAAACGCAUCGCCGCGUCAUCCGAGCUCCUCUCUGGCUUUAAAACAAGGGCCUGAGCCUCCCGAAGCCGCGCAUUUGCGAGAGUUGAACAAAAUUCGCGCCCUAGUCCCUGCAGCACUAGGUCAAGGCGCCACCUGCUCCCCGCGGGAACUCACUCAGUGCACCCAGUCCAGAGGAGCAACCCGACCACGGUCCCACCUGCGCCUAGCCUGGCAGGAAGACUGUAACCAAUCCAGCCACCUAGCCUAGCGAUAUGAAAGUUGUGUUUGUAGAGCCUGCCAUUUGCCUUAGUGCAUUUGCACUGACUUUAACUAGUCCACUCACAACACAGUAUGUAUACAGGAGAAUAUGGAACGAGACAAGUAACUACAGUAUUGCAUUUGAGAGUAAUAUAUCUCAGUGUGAAACAAACAAAAACAGCUCGAUUUUCAUAUUACAGGAGAAAGUUCAGAAAAAAGUGUCUCUUUUCAGUCUGCAAAUGGACAUGAGUGGAUUAAUUCCAGGUCUGGUGUCUACGUUUAUACUUCUGUCUCACAGUGAUCACAAAGGACGGAAGUUCCCUAUGAUUUUGUCUUCUAUUGGUGCUCUUGCAACCAGUAUUUGGCUCUGUUUGCUUUCCUAUUUUGACUUUCCAUUCCAAAUUUUGAUAGCAUCUACCUUUAUUGCUGCAUUUUGUGGCAAUUCCACCACCUUUUUGGGAGCCUGUUUUGCCUAUAUAGUUGACCAAUGUAAAGAACAGAAACAAAAAACUAUUCGAAUAGCUAUAACUGACUUUAUACUUGGACUUGUUAUUGGAUUAACAGGACUGUCAUCUGGCUACUUUAUUAGAGAACUAGGCUUUAUGUGGUCAUUUUUAAUUAUUGCAAUGGUUCUUACUGUCAAUUUAAUUUAUAUUUUAUUUUUUCUUGAUGAUCCAGUGAGAGAGUCUUCAUCUCAAAGUGUAGCCAUGUCAUGUAGCGAGGGUUUAAAAAACCUGUUUACCAGAACUUAUACACUUUUUAAAAAUGCUUCUGGGGAGCAACGACCUUUGCUUGGUUUGUUACUUUUUACAAUGAUGAGUUAUUUUUUUGUGAUAAUUGGCAUAUCCCCCAUUAUUAUCCUUUAUGAAUUAAAUUCACCACUCUGCUGGAAUGAAAUUUUUAUAGGUUAUGGCUCAGCUUUGGAUAGUGUCUCUUUUUUGAGUAGUUUCUUGGGAAUAUGGCUUUUUUCUUACUUUAUGGAAGAUAUUCACAUGGCUUUCAUUGGAAUUUUGACAACCAUGGUGGGAAUAGCUAUAACUGCCUUUGCCAAAACAACAUUGAUGAUGUUUCUAGUCAGACUGCCGUUCCUUUUUACUAUUGUACCCCUGUCUGUCCUGCGGUCUAUGAUGUCAAAAAUGGUUCACCCGACUGAACAAGGUACUCUGUUUGCUUGUAUUGCUUUCUUGGAAAUAAUCAGUAAAGUCACUGCAAUUACUGUUUUCAAUGGAAUUUAUUCAGCCACUGUUGACUGGUAUCCAGGCUUCAUCUUUCUGCUGUCUGCUGUUAUACUACUAAUUCCAGCAAUCAGUCUAUGUGUUGUCAAGUGCACCAACUGCAAUGAAGGAAGCUAUGCCGUUCUUACACAAGAAGAGUCCGGUGAUGAUACUGCAGACAGAUGAUAAUUUGUGAUUAUUUUUAAGUGCACAUUGAAUCAGCUCCACCAUCAAUACUUUAUGAGCAAUCAAUUAUGUGUCCUCUCUUCUUUACUAUAGUUAGAGAAAUAAAUAGCUCCUGGCACUAGUUUCUAAAAGUACUAUGCACUUUGAGCACUUUAUGAAUAUCAUGUGAUAUAUUUCUAAUCCACAGGAAAAAAAUUCAUUUUUGGAUUUAUGAAAGAAAUAGAAGCUUAAUAAUACAAAAAAAUUAAGAAGUUAUGCAAACAAAAGCAAUAAUCUUUGUGAAAUUCUCCAGAUGAUCAAGAAGCCUUCACCUCAGUUUCUUGGUCCACAAAAUGAGUUUCUGACAUCUCUCAGGGAUUAUGAAAGCAAACCUUAAAUGUUAUGAUGCUGGGGCUGGAGCAUAGUGGGUAAGGCUUUUGCCUUAUACCUUUUUUGGCCCAGGUCCUAUCUCUGGCACCCCAGGUGGCCCCCCAAUCCUACUAAAAGUGAU